This is a messenger RNA of Symbiodinium necroappetens, 1365 nucleotides long. The record is from the annotation of a GenBank genome assembly. Lineage: Eukaryota; Dinophyceae; Suessiales; Symbiodiniaceae.
AUGACACGGGAAGACGAGUGCCUUGAAGGUAUGGACAACAUAAUGGUACACUACCUGGCUGGCAGCAAGCAUGUAAAUCAGGAGGGAUUGCCGGCUCCACCCUAUGGCGAAGCUGUGAUCCUAGCAUUGGAUUGGAUUGUUGGUCGACCUGUAUCCGUCAUGCAGUUUGAUGGUUGGGACACCAUCAUGAAGUGUGCUGACCCUACCGACUGGGGGCUAAACGGCCUUGGCGGACUCUGGGCCUUCGAGCCCAGCUUAGACUGUCCCGAAGAAGAGCCCUUGGAGCCCUUGCCUGAUCCGUUGCCGCAGCUCCCGCCACUGACCUCCACGAUGCUGAUCGAAACCUGGGCGCGCAAGGCGGUUGACGAGGAUCGGCCUAAUGUUGAUGACAUGAAAGUGGUCUCACUUGGCUCCAGCGGCCUGGUGAAGGCUUCGCUGCUGGCAAUGGGGAUCGACAGCCCAGAGUUGCCGUUCGAUUGGCUUCAGAUUAGCGAUUCCGGCGUGCUGCAUUUCAUUCGUCAUGGCUGGGAGGCACCCACUCGUGAAGGGCUAGGAGCCGGUGGGCAGCGACCAUCCGAAAAACAUGGAUUCUUCGACUACAUGACCAGGAGAAGUGUUCCUGGAACCUCGCUGGUCAUGUGCCGCUCGUACGUCCAUUCCUUUUGGCAUGAUGAUCCCGCAAAGCCAGAGGUUCGCGAAAAAUUCACAAGACUUUUUUCGCAGUUCGACGAGCUGGCGAAAGAAGAACGCAGUCUCAAGCUUUUCGUGCGGUCUGUGGCGACCUCGAGCGAACUCGGACGGGCUCACGACCUGAUGGAGGCCGUGACCGCGAAAUUUGGCAAACAGGCUGCGCUGUUGUUGAUCUGCGACUUUCAGAGUAAAGUCCAGGGACCGCACAUGGUGGAUCCUUACGAGGAUCUUUUGGUCUACUUCUUGGAGGGAUCCGCCCACAAGGAGGCGAUUCCAUACAAGAAGCCAAUCCUUGCCGCAUUGGACUGGAUUGCCGGGAUGGAGCUUCAGGUGGACGUCGCUUCUGACUUCAAGGCUCUGGAAGCUUUGGCCGAGCCAACUUUGUGGGGACUGCGUGGCUUAGGCGGCUUCAACGCCUUCGAGAUGUUGCCACCUGACGACGACAGUGAGUGGCAACCUGGGCCUGAAGAGAAGUGGCUCGUCGAUGCCAAGAUUGAAGCGGACAAUGACAACAAUGCCGCGGAAAAGUGGCUUGCCAGCUUUUCAAUGCAUGGCUUGGACCCAUAUCCUUCGCCAGUGUUGAGGGAGAGACAGGCACUGUCUAAGCACAUGAUUUGCGCGGAUGUAGCCGCAGCAUGUUGGCUCCCGAUUGAUUGGUUCGUCGCAAUGCCAUGA